CCGGCCUGGAAGCUGGAGGUCAGCGGCGGCGCGGCGGGCCCCCUCCCACGGGAGCCGCGCCAGGUCCCAGCAAGGGCCGGGCGGGAUCGCUAUUGUUUUUGGCGAGCACAUAAAGCCCCGUGCCGACCCUCUGCGCACCCAGGUUUCCUCCCGGAGGCCAUUCGGUUUCCUCUGAGGCCCUAUAUAGAGGCUCUGGGCCCAGGCUGAGGAGAGGUGCGCUCCCGCUCCGGCCUCCCGGACGAGCCUGGGCUCGGAGCGCUUCUCGCCCCCAGGUCUCCGCAGCCCGAGGCGUCAGGGAGGGAGGCGCCCCCGAGUCUCCCCUCCCGCGAGAGGGGCCGCGCGGGCCGGGCCGGGCGGAACAGUGGCGGCGGCGGCCGCAGGAGCCGAGCCUGCAGCGAGGGACCGGCUGAGGCGCGCGGGAGGGAAGGAGGCGAGGGCUCCGCGGCGCUGCCGGUGCCGCCGCCGCCGCCGCUGCCGCCGCUCGCGGGGCAGAGAUGGCGGCGGAGCGGGGAGCCCGGCGACUCCUCCGCACCUCCUCCUUCUGGCUCUGCUGCCUGCUGCUGCUCGGGCGCCCGGCGCCCGCCGCGGCAGCCAGGAGCGGCUCCCCGCCGCAGUCCCCAGGAUCCAGCAUUCGAACAUUCACUCCAUUUUAUUUUCUGGUGGAGCCAGUGGAUACGCUCUCAGUUAGAGGCUCUUCUGUUAUAUUGAACUGUUCAGCAUAUUCUGAACCUUCUCCAAAAAUUGAAUGGAAAAAAGAUGGAACUUUUUUAAACUUAGUAUCAGAUGACCGACGCCAGCUUCUCUCAGAUGGGUCUUUAUUUAUCAGCAGUGUGGUGCAUUCCAAACACAAUAAACCUGACGAAGGUUAUUAUCAGUGUGUGGCCACUGUUGAGAGUCUUGGAACUAUUGUCAGCAGAACAGCCAAGCUCACAGUAGCAGGUCUUCCAAGAUUUGCCAGCCAACCAGAACCUUCUUCAGUUUAUGCUGGGAACAUUGCAAUUCUGAAUUGUGAAGUUAAUGUAGAUUUGGUCCCGUUUGUGAGGUGGGAACAGAACAGACAGCCUCUUCUUCUGGAUGAUAGAGUUAUCAAACUUCCAAGUGGAACACUGGUUAUCAGCAACGCUACUGAAGGAGAUGGGGGACUUUAUCGCUGCAUAGUUGAAAGUGGUGGGCCACCAAAGUAUAGCGAUGAAGCUGAAUUGAAAGUUCUUCCAGAUCCUGAAUUCACUUCAAACUUGGUAUUUUUGAAAGAGCCUUCUUCCUUAGUCAGAGUCAUUGGUCAGAGUGCAGUGUUGCCGUGUGUUGCUUCAGGACUUCCUACUCCAACCAUUAGAUGGAUGAAAAAUGAGGAGGCGCUUGACACAGAAAGCUCUGAAAAAUUGGUGUUGCUGGCAGGUGGUAGUCUGGAGAUCAGUGAUGUUACUGAGGAUGAUGCGGGGACUUAUUUUUGUAUAGCUGAUAAUGGAAAUGAGACAAUUGAAGCUCAAGCAGAGUUUACAGUACAAGCCCAACCUGAAUUCCUGAAACAGCCUACUAAUAUAUAUGCUCACGAAUCAAUGGAUAUUGUAUUUGAAUGUGAAGUGACUGGGAAACCAACUCCAACUGUGAAGUGGGUCAAGAAUGGGGAUAUGGUUAUUCCAAGUGAUUACUUUAAGAUUGUAAAGGAACAUAAUCUUCAAGUUUUGGGUCUGGUGAAAUCAGAUGAAGGGUUCUAUCAAUGCAUUGCUGAGAAUGAUGUUGGAAAUGCACAAGCUGGAGCCCAACUGAUAAUCCUUGAACAUGAUGUUGCCAUCCCAACAUUACCUCCCACUUCACUGACCAGUGCCACUACUGACCAUCUAGCACCAGCCACAGCGGGACCACUGCCUUCAGCUCCUCGGGAUGUCGUGGCCUCCCUGGUCUCUACCCGCUUCAUCAAACUGACGUGGCGCACACCUGCAUCAGAUCCUCAUGGAGACAACCUUACCUACUCUGUCUUCUACACCAAAGAGGGGAUUGCUAGGGAACGUGUUGAGAAUACCAGUCGCCCAGGAGAAAUGCAGGUAACCAUUCAAAACCUAAUGCCGGCGACUGUGUACAUCUUUAGAGUUCUGGCUCAAAAUAAACAUGGCUCCGGAGAGAGUUCAGCUCCACUCCGAGUAGAAACACAGCCUGAGGUUCAGCUCCCUGGCCCAGCACCUAACAUCCGAGCAUAUGCAGCUUCACCUACUUCCAUCACUGUCACCUGGGAAACACCAUUGUCUGGCAAUGGGGAAAUUCAGAAUUACAAAUUGUACUACAUGGAAAAAGGGACUGAUAAAGAACAGGAUGUUGAUGUUUCAAGUCACUCCCAUACCAUUAAUGGGUUGAAAAAAUACACAGAGUAUAGUUUCCGAGUGGUGGCUUACAACAAACAUGGUCCUGGAGUCUCCACACAAGAUGUUGCUGUUCGAACGUUGUCAGAUGUUCCCAGUGCUGCUCCUCAGAAUCUGUCCUUAGAAGUAAGAAAUUCAAAGAGUAUUGUGAUUCACUGGCAGCCACCUCCUCCAGCCACACAAAAUGGUCAGAUUACUGGCUACAAGAUUCGCUACCGAAAGGCCUCCCGAAAGAGUGAUGUCACUGAGACCUUGGUAACUGGGACACAGUUGUCUCAUCUGAUUGAAGGUCUUGAUCGGGGGACUGAGUAUAAUUUCCGAGUGGCUGCUCUAACAGUCAACGGCACAGGCCCGGCUACCGACUGGCUGUCUGCUGAAACUUUUGAAAGUGACUUAGAUGAAACUCGUGUUCCUGAAGUGCCUAGUUCUCUUCAUGUCCGGCCACUGGUUACUAGUAUUGUAGUAAGCUGGACUCCUCCAGAGAAUCAGAACAUUGUGGUCAGAGGUUAUGCCAUUGGUUAUGGCAUUGGCAGCCCUCAUGCCCAGACCAUCAAAGUGGACUAUAAACAGCGCUAUUAUACCAUCGAAAAUCUGGAUCCCAGCUCUCACUAUGUGAUAACCCUGAAAGCCUUUAACAACGUGGGUGAGGGCAUCCCCUUGUAUGAGAGCGCCGUGACCAGACCUCACACAGACACUUCUGAAGUUGAUUUAUUUGUUAUUAAUGCUCCAUACACUCCAGUGCCAGAUCCCACUCCCAUGAUGCCACCUGUGGGAGUUCAGGCUUCCAUUCUGAGUCAUGACACCAUAAGGAUCACAUGGGCGGACAACUCACUGCCCAAACACCAGAAGAUUACAGAUUCCCGGUAUUACACAGUCCGAUGGAAAACCAACAUCCCAGCAAACACCAAGUACAAGAAUGCAAAUGCAACAACUUUAAGUUACUUGGUGACUGGUUUAAAAGCAAAUACACUGUAUGAAUUCUCUGUGAUGGUGACCAAAGGUCGAAGAUCAAGCACGUGGAGUAUGACAGCCCAUGGGACCACCUUUGAAUUUGUUCCUACUUCUCCACCCAAGGAUGUGACAGUUGUGAGUAAAGAGGGAAAACCUAGGACGAUAAUUGUAAAUUGGCAACCUCCCUCAGAAGCCAAUGGCAAAAUUACGGGUUAUAUCAUAUAUUAUAGUACGGAUGUGAAUGCGGAGAUACACGACUGGGUUAUUGAGCCUGUUGUGGGAAACAGGUUGACUCACCAGAUACAAGAGUUAACACUUGACACACCGUACUACUUCAAAAUCCAAGCCCGAAACUCAAAGGGCAUGGGGCCCAUGUCUGAAGCUGUCCAAUUCAGAACACCUAAAGCCUCAGGUUCUGCAGGAAAAGGAAGCCGGCUGCCAGACCUAGGAUCUGACUACAAACCUCCGAUGAGUGGUAGUAACAGCCCACAUGGAAGCCCCACCUCUCCCCUGGACAGUAGCAUGCUGCUGGUCAUCAUUGUUUCGGUUGGCGUCGUCACCAUUGUGGUGGUUGUGGUCAUCGCUGUCUUUUGCACCAGGCGCACCACCUCUCACCAGAAAAAGAAACGAGCUGCUUGCAAAUCAGUGAAUGGCUCCCACAAGUACAAAGGGAACUCCAAAGAUGUCAAACCCCCGGACCUCUGGAUCCAUCAUGAGAGACUGGAGCUGAAACCCAUCGAUAAAUCUCCAGACCCAAACCCCAUCAUGACUGAUACUCCAAUUCCUCGUAACUCUCAAGAUAUCACACCAGUUGACAAUUCCAUGGACAGCAACAUCCAUCAAAGGCGGAAUUCAUAUAGAGGGCAUGAAUCAGAGGACAGCAUGUCUACACUGGCUGGAAGGCGGGGAAUGAGACCAAAAAUGAUGAUGCCCUUUGACUCCCAGCCACCCCAGCCUGUGAUUAGUGCCCAUCCCAUCCAUCCCCUCGAUAACCCUCACCAUCAUUUCCACUCCAGCAGCCUCGCUUCUCCAGCUCGCAGUCAUCUCUACCACCCGGGCAGCCCGUGGCCCGUUGGCACAUCCCUGUCCCUUUCAGACAGGGCCAAUUCCACAGAAUCUGUUCGAAAUACCCCCAGCACUGACACCAUGCCAGCCUCCUCGUCUCAAACAUGCUGUACUGAUCACCAGGAUCCUGAAGGUGCUACCAGUUCCUCUUACUUGGCCAGCUCCCAAGAGGAAGAUUCAGGCCAGAGUCUUCCUACAGCCCACGUGCGCCCUUCCCACCCAUUGAAGAGCUUUGCUGUGCCGGCAGUCCCGCCCCCAGGCCCUCCCACCUAUGACCCCGCGCUGCCAAGCACCCCAUUACUCUCCCAGCAAGCUCUGAACCAUCACAUUCACUCGGUGAAGACGGCCUCCAUUGGGACUUUAGGAAGGAGCCGGCCUCCUAUGCCAGUGGUGGUGCCCAGUGCCCCUGACGUGCAGGAGACCACAAGGAUGCUGGAAGACUCUGAGAGUAGCUACGAACCAGAUGAGCUGACCAAAGAGAUGGCCCACCUGGAAGGACUAAUGAAGGACCUAAACGCCAUCACGACAGCAUGAGACCUUCCCCAGGACCUGACUGCAGACCUGGGUCUAGAAGUCUUGGGACAGAGCCUGGAAAGCAAGGAUUGUACAGAGCACGCGAGGACAGCACUUGAGAACACAGAGCGAGCGAGCCAACCAGCCGGCGCCCCUGCAUGGGGCCGGCUCCAGGCACGGCCACCUGCCUUCUCCUGGUCGGCCUGGAAGAAGCCCAUGUCAAGGCGGCUUCCCUUUGCCUGCUGAUACCCUGCAGGACUGGGCACCAUGGGCCAAGAUUUUGUGUCCGGGGAAGAGGCAAGAAGUGCACCCUACAUUUCACUUUGUGGCCAGGCUGUGUCUUCGUGCUGCGACUGCAUCGCCUUUAUGGAGUGUAGACAUUGGCAUUUACGUACAAUUUUGUGUCCUAUUUUAUUUUACCUUCGAAAGGAAAACACUAUCAAAAACCAAGGGAGUCCAUGGUGUUCUCCACAAGUGGUUGACAUUUGACUACUUGUUUGAAUUCUGUAUGGAAAGUCAUUGACAGUGUGGGUUAUCCCAGGGGUUGGUUUGUUUUUUGUUUUUACUUUUGAAUUCUGAGUCAUUGCAUCCUCUACCAGCUGUUAAUCCACCACUUUGAGGGGGGAGGAAAUGUUGCAUUGCUGUUUGUAAGCUUUUUUAUUAUUUUUUUAUUAUAAUUAUUAAAGGCCUGACUUUCUCCUCUCAUCACUGUGAGAUCACAGAUCUAUUUGAAUGAAAUGUAACAUUGAAAAGA
Molecule: messenger RNA, 5637 nt
Organism: Mirounga angustirostris (Northern elephant seal)
Lineage: Eukaryota; Metazoa; Chordata; Mammalia; Carnivora; Phocidae
Gene: NEO1
Product: neogenin 1
Exons: 29
Coding region: 495-4904 (1469 amino acids)
Biological process (GO): cell-cell adhesion; neuron migration; axon guidance
Cellular component (GO): axonal growth cone; plasma membrane; cell surface
Molecular function (GO): protein binding
Source: RefSeq, a predicted model, not a curated record